UUUCACUCACACUCACCCGGUGGGACCCUCAGGAAUUCAAAUUAACCGGCCAGACUUCACCGUGCGACUGACAUGUUGCGAUGUUUCGCGCAGACAUACAGAACGUGCGCUUGUUUCGGGUCAUUCUGUUGUGUUUUGCGCUUUUUCCGGACGCUGGCUGCAGGGCAGCCGAUGCAGGCAGCAGGGCAGCCGAUGCAGGCAGCUGUCAUGAGGUGAAGAUCGCCUACAUGAUGCGCCAGAUAGGCCCCGUGGAACUGGUGCCAGAAAGACCCGGUACAGGGGAGCCGCUGAGAGUGUGUGUGCAUGCUGGGCCCAGCUGCUGUACAAGUAAAAUGGAGGACAGCUACAUGGCAGCUGUUCGUAGCGAGAUGCAGCACAAGAUGCGAUCCUACAGCUUCGAACUCAAAUACCUGAUUGAUGGACAUGGAAAGGCCUUCCAAGAAACCUUUGAGUCACUCGUGUCCUUCACAUCGAACCUGACAUGCAGUCUGUUUGACAGCGCCUACUCCGCUCUCGCGUCAGACUGCCGGCUUCCUGUGUUCCAGCUGUUUUCUGACAUCAGCCGCCACCUUUCAGGAGACGCUAACUCCUCCCUGAACAACGCAGUGCGCCGGUUUUACAACGAUCUCUUUGCGCUGGUGUACCGGCGUGUCCUCAACCCCGGGAUUGGCCGUCCAUCAGCAAUAUCCCAUUUAUCCUUCUCAUCCAAACACGAUGACUGCCUGCGGAUGACGCAGCAGGAUGUCAGCCCGUUCGGACCUUAUCCUCGGCUGCUCGUCAGCAGCCUGUCUCGCGCUCUCGGACCCGGUCGGGCACUGAGCCGGCUGCUGAGGCUGGCAGGAGAAGUUGUGAAUUCAACAGAGAAAGUGACCUUAUCCAGGGAGUGUGGACGGGGAUUAGUAAAGAUGCAGUACUGUUCACACUGCAGAGGUCUGACCCUGAUACGGCCCUGCACUGCACUGUGUCACAAUGUCAUGAAAGGUUGUCUGGUGGGUGUUUCUGAGCUUGGUGCCCCCUGGGGACGCUCGGUGGUAUUGCUCCAAAGGUUAGCUGCUACUUUAGCAACCAGCAGCAACCACAACAGCAUGGAGCUGGCUCUGCUGGCAGUACGAAACCACGUGAAUGAUGCAAUACUACACGCACAACUGCACGGUCCACGAAUCACAGCGACAGUGGAGAAGGUUUGUGGGCCCCAGGAACCUGGUUUCAUGCUUAUGGAUACGAAGUCGCCGUCCCAAAUACACCCUGCAACCCGGGCAACAGUACUCGCCUCCAGGAAGUCGGCGGUAACUCUGCCUGCUUCACCUCAUCGCCAUUUGCAUCCCCAGAAGUCAUUCCCCCUUAAAGGUGCUAAAGGAGACAAAAGUCGAAGCCUGAAAAAACUAUCAAGGGAAUUUGAGAUCUCCAUCCAGCGGUACCAGUGGUUUCUGUCUGAGCUGCCAGAAAUGCUUUGUGAAAGUGAAAUGGAGGUUGAGCAGCACACAUGCUGGAGCGGUGAAGAUGUUGUAGAAAGUUAUGCAGGUCACGUUGUUGGCAGCACUUUGAAAGCCCAGAAGGAGAAUCCAGAGAUGUCUAUACGCCACACAGAUCCUGCCCUCAAGGACGUGAAACAAAGGCUGGAGCUGCUAACGCAGGAGCUGCUGGUGGAGCUCGGCUGGGCAAGCAGGAAAAGAGGAAGAGGGGAGGCAGGGGACGGAGGGAGCGCCCCGACAGAUGGGAGCGGUGGAGACGAUUGUGAUGACGAGGACGGCUGUGGAGCAUCUGGUGAAGAGAGCGGUGAUGAUUCUUCAAGCGGCCGUAGUCCAGAAACAAAAGACGCGCCUCCUGUCGCUCCUCGUCGCCCAGUUCCUCCAGUUCCUCCAGUUCAAAAUUCACCUCCCCAGGUGGCUGUUCACGGCUCAGCCCAUUCGACGACCUUUGAACCCCUGACUGGGUUAAUUACUGCUCUGCUCCUGAUGCUGUGGCCAUGGGAAACCCGCUGACAACAUGCUGCAUGUUACUGAGGCGGCUGAAGGAGAGCCGAGCGCUGCGUGUUGCCAUGUUGGAGACGUAACGGUUCAGCCAAAAUGUUGUGAUUGGUGGAACAAGCUGCUGGUGCAAAGAAAACCUUGUUUUACAAUUACCUGUAACUGACCUACCUAAUGGUGAUAGGAUAGUUCGCACAGCAUUACUGACGGUUUGUUUUUGUUUGUUUUUUUGGAGAAGAUGUAAAUACAGUAUAUAUAAAUUAUAUAUUUAUAUUGAGAGGUUCAAUAGAAAAUAGCCUGAUGUGUACAUUGAGUUUAUUGUAGAACAAAAUGGUGAAAUACAGGGAUGGUUAUGGGUUUUCUUAUUUCAACAUAGUCAAGAAAUGAAUUUACAUUUUCCUUUUUGUUACUGCACCACUACAGUAAAACUCCUGCAAACAUGUAAUAUUUGUCAAAAUGAGGAUGGAGCAUGCAGGACGAUCCUUUCUUAAACAAACUUAUCUGAUGCUUCUGCUGCUUGUCAGUCUGUGCACACUGGUCUCGCCUUGCAGGGUUUAUCUGCAUAGAAAGACUUUGUGAUAAUCUGAUUGCAAAAGGUUUCGUCUGGGAUAUUUUGUCAUUACGCCCUGCAAUGAUUGGAUUCUUAAACCAAUAAGAAACAUCCUCAGCCGUGCUUAGCCCAGCUUUUUUUGUUGACUAAUUGAGGCAUUUGGUGUCAUUAAUUGGUAUUUGUCAUCAUUUGGUAUUAUUAAUUUACUGUUAUGCGCCAAUAACAUAAAUAAAUAAUGCUAAAAAACUGUAGAAAAACUCACAACCACUUUUUGUUUUGUUUUUUCUCGAGGUGUUAGCUACGCUAUAUGUUUAGGAUUCAACACCAACAAAGACUGAAACGUUUCCCACACAAAGAACAUUCAGUCCAUUACAGUUUCAUGUUUUUAGACUUGAUAUUUAUGUUGCGGUUAUUAGUAAGUGAUCGCCGUGGUCGAUUAGCUACCGCUGUUAGCUAAUUUAACGCAGCUGUGGCAGAUUAGCUAAUUUCAACACCUCCUCUACUGAUGAGCUAUCAGAGUUGGUGUUUUAGUAGCUUUUUAAAACGUUUUAACUGAACCGAAAACACGGAGAAUUCCACAGCACAUCUACAUGUUAUGGUUUUCAUAGUCAAGCUAGCAUAACUGAACUACUGAACUACUUCCUUGUCAUUCAGUUGUCGUACUGCAUCCCCUCUAAUUUUAUAUAUCUCAUCUACAAUUAAGUUUUUGCACAUUAUACUGAUAACUAAAAACCAAUGCUAGCCAUUGGUUUUAGCCGUUAAAACCAAUGGCUAGCAUUGGUUAGCAUUGGUUUUAACAAUGCCAGCCAUUGGUUAGCCCCAUCUUUCUGUUUUGCCCUCCAACAUAAAGAUGGGGCAGGGUCCAUAUUUAACUGUUUCCAAUCUAGUCUGCCUGGGCAGAUUAGAUUUACCCUGGCAAGAUACAUAGAGACUGAAAUCUGAUUGGAUGAAACGUCAAUAGUCCACACAGACGUGUAUUGGAAGCAAUAAGCCAAGAGAAAGGCUACAGAAAAAGAGAAUAGACUAUUGGAAGUAAACUAAUACAAUUUAAAUGAACAAACAUUAUAAUUUAGGUUGUAGAUAUUCUGAUAUUGUUUGGGCUAGUAGAGAAAGCCAAGCACUGGAUUUGAGCCAAGAAACAUGCAGUUAUCAGGUGAAACAUCGUCAGAACAAAAGUAAUUGGGUCUCAGGCUGUGAACGCUCUCCCAUCAUUCUCAGUUUGAGUGUAAAAAUUAACAUGUGCACAGGAGUGUUGUAUUGAGAUUGUGGUAUAAAAAAAGACUUCACCAAUUUCAUAUUUGCAAGGUUAUGUUUGAAUAUAAAAGAUUUAUUUUCAUAUACAGUAUUUUUAGGCAUGGAAAGCACUUUUGUAUCAUUAGUCUGAUGAAAUGGUGAAUAUUUCUGGAUUUUAGGUGUAAUAAUUGAUUGUAAGUAAGUGAUAGUAAAACAAAGUAUUCUGUAACAAGUUACUACUUUAUGACAGAUAUUAAUAAUUCUGCAAAAGUUGGAGCAACGCCAACUCAUAUUCAGUUACACAGAAAUGACUUUUUGUUGUUUUACAACAGCAAAGUGCUGGGAUUAAGCUGAGCGAUGUCAUUGUGAAAUGAAUAAAUGACUACAUCCAA
This is a messenger RNA of Poeciliopsis prolifica (blackstripe livebearer), 4142 nucleotides long. Its product is annotated as glypican-5-like. NCBI's taxonomy places the organism in Eukaryota, Metazoa, Chordata, Actinopteri, Cyprinodontiformes, Poeciliidae. The transcript is spliced from 11 exons. Bases 81 to 1982 code for a protein of 633 amino acids. Gene Ontology annotation, cellular component: plasma membrane; extracellular region; cell surface. The record is from RefSeq and is a predicted model, not a curated record. Gene Ontology annotation, biological process: regulation of protein localization to membrane; positive regulation of canonical Wnt signaling pathway; cell migration.